Lepus europaeus (European hare) is the source of this 5425-nucleotide messenger RNA. RefSeq names its product family with sequence similarity 117 member B (gene FAM117B). Bases 160 to 1941 code for a protein of 593 amino acids. The transcript has 8 exons. NCBI's taxonomy places the organism in Eukaryota, Metazoa, Chordata, Mammalia, Lagomorpha, Leporidae. The record is from RefSeq and is a predicted model, not a curated record.
GUUGCUGCCUGCCGCGGCCCGCUCGCCCCCAGCACCUCGGAGCCCGGCUUCGUCGCCCCGUCGCGGGUGCCUUCCCUCCGGCCUCGGGAAUCUGACCCCCGCACCCCGACAACAACAAAACCCCCCCGUCUCGCCCAGUCACCGGGGAGGGGGGGAGCCAUGUCCCAGCGGGUGAGGCGCAAUGGGUCCCCCACACCGGCCGGUUCCCUCGGGGGUGGCACGGUCGCCACGGCCGGGGGACCCGGGAGCCGCCUGCAGCCCAUGAGGGCGACGGUUCCGUUCCAGCUGAAGCAGCAGCAGCAACAUGGCAGCCCCACGCGGAGCAACGGCGGCGGCGGCGGCGGCGGCAACAACAACGGCGGCGCCUCAGGCCCCUCAGGCGGCAGCGGCGGCGGUGGCGGCGGUGGCGGCGGCGGCGGGGCCCCGCGCACCGCCUCACGCAGCACCAGCCCCACGCGCGGCGGCGGGAGCACGGCCGCGCGCACCAGCCCCACGGUGGCCACGCAGACGGGCGCGUCCGCGACGUCCACCCGCGGCACCAGCCCCACGCGCGGCGCCGCGCCGGGGGCUCGUGGGAGCCCCCCACGACCGCAGCCCCCUCCGCCGCUGCUGGGGACCGUGUCGUCGCCGUCCUCGUCGCCCACCCACCUGUGGCCUGGCGAGGUGAGCGCGGCCCCACCCCCAGCCCGUGUCCGGCACCGGAGGAGGUCCCCGGAGCAGAGCCGCGGCUCCCCGGAGAAGAGGAGCCCGAGUGCCCCGGUUUGCAAAGCAGGUGACAAAACACGACCACCUUCAUCAAGCCCUUCUAGUAUUAUCCGACGCACUUCCUCCCUGGAUACACUUGCUGCUCCAUACCUUGCUGGACACUGGCCUCGUGAUAGUCACGGGCAAGCUGCACCUUGCAUGAGGGACAAAGCUACACAGACAGAGAGUGCUUGGGCUGAAGAAUACUGUGAAAAGAAGAAAGGCUCUCACAAGCGCUCAGCGUCCUGGGGCAGUACAGACCAACUAAAGGAGAUUGCCAAAUUACGUCAGCAGUUGCAGAGAAGUAAACACAGCAGUCGACAUCAUCGAGAUAAAGAAAGACAGUCUCCAUUCCAUGGCAACCAUGCAGCUAUUAACCAGAGUCAGGCUCCUGUUCCAAAGAGUGCACUUAUUCCAGUAAUUCCCAUCACCAAAUCAACAGGUUCCCGGUUCCGGAAUAGUGUGGAAGGAUUGAAUCAAGAGAUAGAAAUAAUAAUUAAAGAGACUGGGGAAAAGGAAGAACAACUUAUACCACAAGACAUUCCAGAUGGACACCGUGCCCCUCCGCCCCUGGCGCAGAGAAGUAGCAGCACUCGGAGUAUCGACACACAGACCCCCGGUGGGGCGGACAAGAGCAGCAACAACAGCAGCCGCUCCCAGUCCGUGUCCCCCACGUCAUUCCUCACCAUCUCCAACGAAGGCAGCGAGGAGAGUCCCUGCUCAGCUGAUGACCUGCUUGUUGAUCCCAGGGAUAAAGAGAAUGGGAACAACUCUCCUCUACCCAAAUAUGCAACCUCACCCAAACCUAACAACAGUUACAUGUUCAAAAGGGAACCUCCUGAGGGUUGUGAGAGAGUCAAAGUCUUUGAGGAAUGCUCGCCAAAGCAGCUUCACGAAAUCCCAGCCUUUUACUGUCCUGACAAAAACAAGGUGAAUUUCAUUCCUAAAAGCGGCUCUGCUUUCUGCCUCGUCAGCAUUCUCAAGCCGCUCCUCCCCACCGCAGAUCUCACGCUCAAGGGCUCGGGCCACAGCCUGACAGUCACCACUGGCAUGACAACCACUCUGCUCCAGCCCAUCGCUGUGGCCUCCCUGUCUACAAACACAGAACAAGACCGAGUCUCUCGAGGAACUAGCACAGUUCUCCCGUCAGCCCCUCUGCUGCCUCCACCAGAACCAAUCGAGGAAGCCGAAGGGUAGGUCCCCGUGCUGUGUGGCCAUUGUUCUGGGAAACUCCUGAUGGCACGGUGCGCUCCCGGUUGGCAGUGACAGGUGACAGUGAGGCUUCUGCAAGAAGCAGCAGCGCCUCCGGCGGCUCUGCCCCACCCACGAAGGCCAACCCUCAGUGCUUAGCCUGCUUUUUGACAAAGCACUGAUUCAUACAAGAAAGUCUCAUCCUUUACUUUUAGAGGGACAGUGUCACAUUGCUUUUUGUUUUCAAAUUAGACUUCUUUUAAAAAAAUAUAUAUAUAUAUAAACCCACAAAACCUGAUCUCUGUAAACAUGAUUCCUGAAGGGAGACGUGAAUGAUGCUGCAAGAACCAUCUUUUAUAUGAAAAUGACUAUUUUAUAAUACCAAUGUUACAUUUUCUGAAACGUAGCAAACAAGACAUUCUAAAGAUUCUUUGGUGGCCUCUGUUUCUUGUUUCCCUUUCUACAUGUGUGCUUUCCUCAGCUGUCUCUCAAUUUGGGGACCAAGGGGGACUGUUGACAUUUUCCCAGCAAUUUAAUCUCAUGACUGUGUUCUUUUCCCAAACAAGAAUUGAUAGGUAAAUGCAUUGAACAAGUAUAUAUAAAGAGACAAAAGCAAUAUUAUGUGAUUUAUGUUUUUUGAUGUCAAAAGUUUGUGCUUUGGGUGAAAUAUUUGUAACACUGCUGUUUUCUUCACGACUCCUGUACACAUUUCACUAUGUGGUCAGAAAAAUUAUAGUCUGAAGACAAAUGCUUUAAUAAGUUCUCACCCAUUUUGGAAUUGGCUUCAAGUCAAUGAGCCAAAAGGAAACUCUCUAGUGUUGAUUGCUAGCUGGGAGUAAGGAGCCCUUUGGUUUUCUGGGAAGCAGGUCACUCGACUGCCUACCUUUGCCACAGGUAGCGUUCGACCUUUCAUCCUCGCUGUAUCAUAGCCCCACGAGAUCCUGACGUGGCUGUGCAUGGAUUUGCUCCUUUGCUUUUGUGAUGUUGUUGUCUUGUGGAUACGGUCAGGUUUAGUAGUUUGCCAGGAGUGUGAUCCACUGAAUAGUGAUCCAUAGCCAGAGAACCUUGAAACUGACUUUUUCUUUAUGGUGACUGGCACCAAGAUUUCUUGCCUCCAGGUUUUGCUAGUUUCCUGUCCAUUCCGUACAGUGGGGAAAACAAAGAGCUUUAGAGUACAAACAACAGGCACCUUUGAAAAACCCAUACAGUUUUGGAUUUGGACUCAUCCUAGUGCAAAUCACUGCCAUUAUCACGUGACAGCAGUAUUUGUUUCUGGGUAGGAGGUAGUGAAAUUGAAGAGCAUGUCUUCUAAAAAAACAGUGUUGACUUAAAAAGACAUACUUUUAAUAUCUUCAUACGCUACUCUAUGAUGCAGUAACUUACUAUUUACAUAGUAAGCAGAAAAAUAUGUUAAGUCCUUAAAAAGGGAUAUGUUUUGAAGGUUAAUAUGUCAACUUGUCCAGAAGUAUUCCAUCAAGGAAAAUCUAAUGGAAGCAAUAAAUCUUGAAAGGACUUCUUCAUUUAUGCACCUUGAAAACAUCUCACUAAUUUUAAAUAUGUCCUGUGAAAUUUAAAAUUGGAGAUGUACUUAGGUAAAUCAGAUAAAUUCAAAUAUUCUGAAUCCAUCAGGUUUUAGUUGGUAGGACUGAUGAAUUUUUGUACUUUUUCCAUCCAAAACUAAUUUACUGGAACAAGUAUAGCAUAGCUUCUAAACCAAUAAAAGCUCAGAUAUUUGGAUCUGAAGUUUCUGAUUGGUUGCUUUUUGGAGAACCUUGAUUCUUCACCGUCUUUGCCAUGCCUUUGGAUAUUACCAUUUCACCUUGGUUUCGCCUCUAUUAGACGGACUGAAGAGAAGGUGACACUGAAAUCCGUGAGUUGAUGUGAAUGGACGAGAAGGCAGCCGAGAGCCAGUUUUGUUCUGAUUACUUGAAUUCUGUUGAAUCUGUGUCGUUUUCUUGGCCUCAGGUUUUUCUUUCCUCCUCUGUCUGCAUCCCCCUCUAGUCACAAGGGUGUUUACAGCUGGACUGCUGCUUUGUAAACAGGUUUCCCCUUUUGUUCUGCUGUUCGCAUUUGUCAAAUUCACAUCCUUAAGGUAAAGCAAUUUAAAAUGAGGAUGGAAGAAAGAAAAGUUGUAGAUUGAUCACUUACAGUCUUACAGUCUGCUAUGUGGUUGUAAGACCUGAAUUUGCAGGUAAAUGAAUCGUAUGGCAACCAAACAUAUCCUAUGGGUUUGGGAGAAAUAGAGCCUGAGAUUUGGAAAAAAGAAAAAAGGUACAAGGUACAAAACAACCCUGCAAGUGCCAAAGGGCUAAGUUUGAAGCACAUGAGCUUUAUCACAGCCUUGAAAAAUCCUAACCAUUGAUCCAGUCAGCUGCUUCAUUUAACCCUGAAAUACCAGGUGUUUUUUUUUUUAAAUGGGUAUACUCUCAAUAGAGUACAUAAUAUUUUCUAAAAUUAUACUCCAUAAGUAUUGUGUUACUCUGUAGAAAAUUGUAUAGGAGAUAAAUAGAAUGGCUUCAGUGGGAAUAUAAUUUAAUUUUUUUAAAUUUUAAAUUUACUUUCAUCACAGUUUAAAAAAAAUGGUGGCAUAUAUCAUUUGGCAAAAGGAGCUAUUCUCUGGUUAUUCACUUUGUCACUUUCACCCUUAAAACAGUUUUCCUUGUGAUGAUAAAGCUUAAAUAGAUUUACUAUUUGUGAUCAUGAGUAAGUCUAUUACUUGUCAUGGCUUUUUGUGAACAAUUAUGUUCUUUAAAAUAUGUUUUGCCUCUUUAGUUAAAUAUGAGCACAGACGCAAAAUUAUUUUUUGGUUAAACUCCUCAUUUUAUUUAAAAUGUUUAUGACUGCAGACCAAAUCAGUCUAUUAGAAGGUGCUGUUGCUAACUGUGGAGUAUCUGGCAACAUGAAAAGCUUUUUUCUCCCCCAUUAUAAUUUUUGGUGGUUGGCUUUCACUAGAAGGGAUAAAAAGUGGCAGAAUUUAUAGCCUAUUCUAUGUCCAAAAUUAGGACUGGUUUGUCAAGAUUUUGUACUGUUAAGGAUAAUAAAAGUUGCCACUAGUAAGCUUACUAUUCUAAAACUAAAAUUCAUUCCUUAAUGCUUGAAAUUUUGAUGUCUCAAAACCGGACCAGGAGAAGUGCUGAAUUUGCAGAUAAAGCUAAGAAUACUCAACACUGCACUUUAAGGUUGAAGUUUUACUCUGCCUAAAUUAAUGAUAAGCAGAGCAGCCCUGAACAUUUUGUUUAUACAAUCCUGAAUAUAAUUUAUGUCUUUUUAAACUGCAUGUUUCAUCUCUGUUGAAGCUGUGUAAAUCUUUUUAAAAUGCAAUUUUUUUAAAUUUUGUUUUUCUAACAAAAUUCUCCCAAAAAACAGCAUUUCUGAUGGUGAUAGAUAUUGUUACUAUGUACUUAUGUAUUCCUUGUAUCUGAACACUUGUUGCUGCCUCACAAGAAAAUAGAACUUUUAUGUUAAAAAUAAAGUCUGUUCUUGGGUUUUU